Molecule: messenger RNA, 4261 nt
Organism: Carlito syrichta (Philippine tarsier)
Lineage: Eukaryota; Metazoa; Chordata; Mammalia; Primates; Tarsiidae
Gene: MAPRE2
Product: microtubule associated protein RP/EB family member 2
Exons: 8
Coding region: 264-1211 (315 amino acids)
Biological process (GO): spindle assembly; regulation of microtubule polymerization or depolymerization; protein localization to microtubule plus-end
Cellular component (GO): spindle midzone; cytoplasmic microtubule; microtubule organizing center
Molecular function (GO): microtubule plus-end binding
Source: RefSeq, a predicted model, not a curated record
AGACUCGCUAGGCGGGAGGGAUCACUAAAAGCAACGCAGCGCUCAGGCGGUGUAAAAUCAAGGGUUAAGUGCUCAAACCCGCGCGGAGACGGAAGAACUUUCUUGAUUAGCAUAGUAUCGGCCCCGGGGCCGCGCGGUCGGGCGGAGGUUCGGUCCCAGCCUAGGUGAAGCGUGCAGUCAGGUCUUGACUGAGGUCAGACGCAGCACCUGCUUCUAAUCGGAGGACCCGCGGCUUACGUCUUUGCCGAACAGGACAGUGUGGGAUGAAACAGACCAAAGAUCAAAAGUGUCCCAUUUCCCAAAGGAACAGUUCACUUAGAAAGCCAGGGAGAGAGCCUGGAUGCUCAAGUUGGGGAAUGGCAGUCAAUGUGUAUUCUACCUCGAUAACCCAAGAGACUAUGAGCAGACAUGACAUCAUUGCCUGGGUUAAUGACAUAGUAUCUUUAAACUACACAAAAGUGGAACAGCUUUGUUCAGGAGCGGCCUAUUGCCAGUUCAUGGACAUGCUCUUUCCAGGCUGUAUUAGUUUGAAGAAAGUAAAAUUUCAAGCAAAGUUGGAACAUGAAUAUAUUCACAAUUUUAAACUUCUGCAAGCAUCAUUUAAACGAAUGAACGUUGAUAAGGUAAUUCCGGUGGAGAAGCUAGUGAAAGGACGUUUCCAGGACAACCUGGAUUUUAUUCAGUGGUUUAAGAAAUUCUAUGAUGCUAACUACGACGGGAAGGAGUAUGACCCGGUAGAGGCACGACAAGGGCAAGAUGCAAUUCCUCCCCCUGACCCUGGUGAACAGAUCUUCAACCUGCCAAAAAAGUCUCACCAUGCAAACUCCCCCACAGCAGGUGCAGCUAAGUCAAGUCCAGCAUCUAAACCAGGAUCCACACCUUCUCGUCCCUCAUCAGCCAAAAGGGCUUCCUCCAGCAGCUCAGCAUCCAAAUCUGAUAAAGAUUUAGAAACACAGGUCAUACAGCUUAAUGAACAGGUACAUUCAUUAAAACUUGCCCUUGAAGGUGUGGAAAAGGAAAGGGAUUUCUACUUUGGGAAGUUGAGAGAGAUUGAGCUCCUCUGCCAGGAACAUGGGCAGGAAAAUGAUGACCUCGUGCAGCGACUCAUGGAAGUCCUCUACGCUUCAGAAGAACACGAGGGCCACACAGAAGAGCCGGAAGCAGAGGAACAAGCCCAUGAACAGCUGCCCCAACAGCAGGAAGAGUACUGACCCGCCUGGCAGCUCUUGACACUUCCAUUGUGCAUGGGAACGUUUCUUCUGGAGAAUUGGAACAUGUGUGGCCUCAGACUCAACAGCAACCAGUUGUUCCCAACCUGCCGUUACCAUCAACGCACUGUUGCACACGCCAGCCACUGCACUUGGUUCCCAUUUUCUUUGCCAAGAUGUGUUAGCAGACGGCCACCUGGCCGCCUACCCAAAAGAUCGUAGGGUCACAUACAUCCAACUUCACCACUUGGCUGCUUGAGAUUGGUUCUGCUCUCUUCUUCAUUUCUUUCCAGAACAACUCUUCCCCACCCCACCACCACCACUGCCACCACCCCCCUUUUUAUCCUGGUGUGAAACAGUGGUAAUUUGAUAUAUGGUAUUUAUAUUGGCAUUUCUCAACCCAGUGUCACUAGAUGUCACACGCAUUUGUGGUGCUUUGAUGUUUGCAAGUCUAACCUCUGAACGUAAAAUUGGUAAAUAAUUAAUUGGAGCAAAGGGAAACAGAUACUUGAUAUGAAAGCCAUAAUGACAGUGACUUGUGUCGUGGGGAAAAACAUAGGGUCAGUUUCUCCCUGUACUCACAACACUAAAGGGAAAAAAAUGGAUUCAAAGCUAGGACUUCAGGGCCCAGCAGUAUUCAUACAUCAGCAUGUUAGACACCCAUAUAGUAUGUUGUUAGCUUUGAAAGACAUUCACUCAAGGAAAACACUGUCUCAACUUUGCCCUUUCUCUGUAUGCCCCUCUCCCAGGUUCUCAUGCUAUUUUUCUUUCUCAGGGUCCUCUUUGAUGGGCAGCCACUCUCCCUAAGAUGUUGUCAUCAGUUUUCUGCAGUCCAGAGGGAGUCUGGGUAGGUCCAGGUCUUCCUGUCUCGUCCCUCUCCCGUCUUGUGUGAGUUUCAGCCCAAGAACUGUCCUUCACGCUAGGGGACUGCCACUGAAGGACAUUCAGGGUGUGGAGCUCCAAGCUCCGGGCUUCUGCAUCACACUGCGUACUUGCUGGAAGGCUGGAAGUGAAGACCUUAUUCAUGGGAGUGUAAUUCCAAGGGGGAAUCAUGGCUCUGCAGUCUGGUGUUGACACUGGAACAACAGCACAGGAAAACCUAUGACCCCUAGUAUCUUCUGGAAUGAGGAAUCUCCCCUCUUUAACACAAGGGCCCUCCUUGCCAUUGACCUUUGCUGAACCAUGGCAAUUCAUAAAUAGAGGAAACGUUAAUGAAUUAAAAGCAUUCCUUAUUUUUUUAACUAAUAUUUGCACAUUUUCUUAGUCUCUUUCCAAAUCUUUGCCUCUCUUUAUUUUUAUUUUUCCCUUUGACAGAUGGUAUCCUUUCUUGUAUCACUCAUUUCACUUGGUUUCUAACUUUAGGUUUACUUUCCCUUGUUAUUUGACUUAGCAGGUGCAACAAAAACAAGAAACAAAUGUGCCCACCCCACUUUCCACUUAACUGAAAAGGUUAAAAUAAAUUUCUAGAUUAUGUAUCAUAAAGCUCUGAAAUUUCUUUAUUAAUUGAUGAAAUACAAAUUCUAAAUUCUAACAUUGAAGUUUUUCACCAAAAGAAGUCUUUCCAAAAUAAAUCUUUUGCAGCAAAGUGGUAUUUAUUGAGUUAUAUGUGGAAAAGAUGGCUUGUAUUUUUGAGAUUAUUACAACACACUGUGCAGAAUUGGACAGAUGUUCGUGGUGUUUGGUUUCCCUUUCUUCUCUCUCCUGCUCACUCUGCAUUACAGCAGCAACUUGUUUCUCUAAGGCUGGACAGCCUGGCCCUCGGCAGUGACGUCCUCCCAUGCCUGGUCACAGCUAGUGGCCGUGCUAUACACAGCAUCAUGCUUAACAGCGCGGUGCCCUACUCACUGAUUUCUCUUUCGUUAAAGUAGCUCUUAUAAAAGGCACAGUACAUGACUCCAUGCAGAUGACACUUUAGAGGUUCCUAGGCCAUCCUUCGCCUGCUCUGGACAUCUCAGCCAUACCUGGGAGAUCGUGACCAAGCUCCUGUCGUGUGGAGGCACAUGCAUGGGCAGCAGGAGGUCAGGAUCCUGUCUUCUCCAAAAACCGCUUACUACUGUGUAACUUGCAUAUGCCUCCCUGGAGACUCUUGCCGGAAGCACCCCAGUUCCUCUCCAGCUCCCCAACCUUCUCACUGAUAAACACGCUAGCCAGAUCUCUCUGCCUUCCCUAGUCACCAUACUCCAUUCUCCUUCCCGAAGGCUUGGGGCAGACACUCCAUUUAGUUAAAGAAGAGCUGUAAGUUCCUCUUUCUGUCCCCGUCUUUAACAUCUUCUGUCAUGCUGCACCCCAGAUGAUGUCAUGGAUGAUUUGGGGGCAUCUUUAACAGCUGGGUUUCUGAGUCAGUUCUUUUGGGUUGUACCCCCAGUCUCCGUGCAGACCCCCACUCAUUUCCCAUGAGUAGGGCGGCUCCAUCAUUCUCUCAUCUUGGCAUUCAGGACACACUUUCCUCCAUGACCCUAGUCACAUGUCAUGGGGCUGGGUCGAGUAGUGUCCCUGGGUGUGUGUUCCUCUCCUCCCCUCAGGAAGCCUUAUUUCAUCCUUAGUCCCCCUUCACGCCCACUGUUGGCUGGUUAUAGCACUUCUGCUGCUACUGUCAGAUAGGAAGUGAUUGAAGCAGGGGGCAAAGAGAAAGCCCAUGUUUAUUAUAAGCAGAAAAGCAGGAAAAAAAAAAGACAAGGCAACACCCUGUUGACCCGAGAGAAGUAAACUCCAGAAGGGAACCAAGAAUUCCUCCCUUCCCUGGUGAGUAUUUCCAUUAUUCCGUUAAGGUUUAAUAUGCAUUCAGAUUACUUUUACUAAAUAGUACACCAUAAAACUUUUGUUAUAUAUUAAAUGUAAACUGAAAGGAAUGUAAACAUAUGAAUUGUUAAUUAUAAAUAUAGAUAAGUAAUGACAUAAUAGAUGAAAAAGUCUUAUUCAGAUGUAUCACAUUCAUUUUCCAUUACCCACCUACUGUCGCAUGGUAGAAUAGUUUUUUUGUCUCUGAAUAUGUGAAUAACUUGACUUGCGUUGAUCUUUUUACAUAUUUAAUAAAAAAAUAUAUGUUAAAACUC